AUGCCGUUGGAUACAUCCAUGUUCGAAACCAACACGGCAGCUCCCAUGGGCCUGGGUGACUUUCAAGCCCGUCAACGAGCGCUCAAGCAACAGGAGCGCAGGCGCAAGAGCGACUGUGCCGAGCAAAUGCGCAAAAUUCAAUUUGGUGGCUUGAAUCAAACUGACAUCCAACUUGCAGAGAUCAAGCGCGAGGCACGAAAGAGCCAUGCUGAUGCGGCCAAGUUUAUGCAUGAGAGUCUGAGCAAGGCGUCACAGGGCUGCGAUGCUCAAUUCUUGCGCGACAAGGCCAUCAAGGAGGAGGCACGUCAAAAACAGUUGGCGGCAAAUAAGAUGCGACACAGCUACAAGGGUGGUGUGAAUGAAGAUGACUUGAAACUGUCCGAGAUCAAAAAGGAGGAGCGAAUGAAAAAACAGGAAGUGGAGGAACUCAACCGAGGAUACAAAGGCGGUGUCCGAGAAGAGGAUCUCAAACUAGCAGAGCUCAAGAAGGAAGAACGUCUCAAGAAGCAAGCUGCUGAAGAAAGCAACCGAGGAUACAAAGGCGGAGUCCGAGAAGAGGAUCUCAAGUUAGCGGAAAUUAAGCGUGAGGCCCGCAAGGCGGAACAAGAUGCGGCUCACUACAACCAUGAAUCACUGAGUAGGAACUCCCAGGCACUGGAUGCCCAGUUCCUCAGGGACAAGGCCAUGAAAGAAGAGGACCGACAAGGUCGAAUCGAAGCUGACCAAAACCUGCUUGGUUACAGUGGCGGCGUCAAGGAGGACGAUCUAAAGUUAGCCGAACUAAAGAAAGAGGAUAGGCUGAAGAAAGAGGCGGCGGCCGAGUUGAACCGUGGGUACAAGGGAGGAGUGAAGGAGGACGAUCUAAAGUUGGCGGAACUAAAGAAAGAGGAAAGGUUGAAGAAAGAGGCAGCCGCAGAGCUGAACCGCGGGUACAAAGGAGGCGUGAACGAGGAGGAUUUGAAAUUGACAGCCAUCAAAAAGGAAGAGCGACAACAAAAGCAAGCAGCUGAUGAACUGAAUCACUCCUAUGCUGCUGGACUUGCGGCAAGCAACCUUCCUGCCACGACAUCGGAUGUAACAGAAGCCUCGCCUAGCACCGACAUUGAGCAAGCCCCGCCCGAGGAGAAGAAGGAGUCAACAUCCGCAGAUUGUUGA
This is a messenger RNA of Seminavis robusta, 1155 nucleotides long. NCBI's taxonomy places the organism in Eukaryota, Bacillariophyta, Bacillariophyceae, Naviculales, Naviculaceae. The record is from the annotation of a GenBank genome assembly.